Truncatella angustata is the source of this 1245-nucleotide messenger RNA. RefSeq names its product dehydrogenase E1 component-domain-containing protein. Gene Ontology annotation, cellular component: intracellular membrane-bounded organelle. NCBI's taxonomy places the organism in Eukaryota, Fungi, Ascomycota, Sordariomycetes, Amphisphaeriales, Sporocadaceae. Gene Ontology annotation, biological process: pyruvate decarboxylation to acetyl-CoA. Bases 1 to 1245 code for a protein of 414 amino acids. Gene Ontology annotation, molecular function: pyruvate dehydrogenase (acetyl-transferring) activity. The record is from RefSeq and is a predicted model, not a curated record. The transcript has 4 exons.
AUGUUCUCUCGCGCUUUGAGGGUACAAAGGGCAGCUGCCCCUUCGCUGCGUGCAGCUCGCGCCGCCCGCGCUCCUGCUGUUGGCGCUUUCAGGACCGUCACCACUGAUGCGGCCUCUGCUUCUAUUGAGCAAGGUGUUCCGGAGGACGAUGAAAAGCCCUUCACGGUCAACCUGAGUGACGAGAGCUUCGAGACAUACGAGCUGGACCCCCCGCCAUACUCCCUGGAGGUUACCAAGAAGGAGCUGAAGCAGAUGUACACCGACAUGGUUGUCACCAGACAAAUGGAGAUGGCCGCCGACAGACUGUACAAGGAGAAGAAGAUUCGCGGUUUCUGUCACUUGUCCACCGGUCAAGAGGCUGUCGCAACUGGUAUCGAGCACGCUCUGACCAAGGAGGACGAUGUUAUCACUGCUUACCGAUGCCACGGUUACGCAUUGAUGCGAGGUGCCACCGUCCGAUCUAUCAUUGGUGAGCUGUUGGGUCGCCGAGAGGGUAUCGCCUACGGAAAGGGUGGUUCCAUGCACAUGUUCAGCAAGGGUUUCUACGGUGGAAACGGUAUCGUCGGUGCCCAGGUCCCCGUCGGCGCUGGUCUGGCUUUUGCACACAAGUACAGUGGCCGCAAGAACGCUGCCGUCAUCCUCUACGGUGAUGGUGCCAGCAACCAGGGUCAGGUCUUCGAGGCCUUCAACAUGGCCAAGCUCUGGAACCUGCCCGCUCUUUUCGGCUGCGAGAACAACAAGUACGGUAUGGGUACCGCUGCCAACCGUUCGUCUGCCCUGACCGACUACUACAAGCGUGGUCAAUACAUCCCCGGCCUCAAGGUCAACGGCAUGGAUGUCCUCGCCGUCAAGGCUGCUGUCAAGUACGGAAAGGAGUACACUGCCAACGACAACGGUCCUCUCGUCCUCGAAUACGUCACCUACAGAUAUGGUGGUCACUCCAUGUCCGACCCUGGUACCACCUACAGAACCCGUGAGGAGAUUCAACGCAUGCGUUCGACCAACGACCCUAUUGCUGGCCUGAAGCAGAAGAUGCUGGAGUGGAAGGUCACUACUGAGGAUGAGCUCAAGACCCUCGACAAGGAGGCCCGCAAGCACGUCAACGAUGAGGUUGCCAUUGCUGAGGCCAUGGCUGUUCCCGACACGACACCCAAGAUCCUGUACGAGGACAUCUAUGUCCCUGGAUCUGAGCCUCAGUUCAUCCGUGGAAGAACGACUGACGAGAACUUCUACUUCAACAACUAA